UUAUAACCUAUGUUUUAUGUAUAUACGUACUUAUAAUAAAAUGUAUCUGAUCCUUUUCCAAAUUCCGUACUAAUUUCCUAUCCAAUAAACCUAAUAAUGCACUUCCUAACUUUUGUACAUGGCUGACGCACAAACCGUGCAGGCCUAGAAAGGGUCCUUUUGUCCUUUUGUCCUUGUGAAAAGUGCCAAUAUUUAAAGUCGUUCUACCCCAGACAUUCGUCCGGGAAAGAAAACCUUUUUGUAAUAUAAUACUGACAUAUGUUGCUUAGUUACACAAUACACUAACCUACAGGACCGUCGCGUCCUCCUUCCGUACCAGUGAAAAAAUAAAACAAUUUUAAAAUAAAUUCAUUAUAAAAACAAAAAAUAUUAAAAACAAAUUAUGGCUAUCAAGAAACUACUUCAAGGCUAUGUAAUUAAUACGCACAAUAACAAUAAAUAAGCUAGUUAAUUAAACAUUAACUAAUUACAAGAAAGAUACCUAAUUAAUUCAUGAGGUUUUGGUAAAAAACAAAAAAGAGAAAAUUAACAUCUAUGUUAAUAAUCAUAUUUUAUAAAUGAAUGAUAUUUCUAAAACGUGUGGUUUUUCUCUUUACUUAUUUAAACUACACAAUCACUUUUUAUUAUAUAAUUAUUGAUAGUUUUUAAAAUAUCUCUACAUAAAUUGCUCAAGUAACCGUAACGGUAGUAUACGUAACGAACCUAUUAUUUGUACGAGAGACGACUUUAUAUUUAAAAGCUACAAUGCGGACGAGCUGCUCUCUACAUUGCUUCGUUUGGUCUUCGUUGGAAUGAUGUCAUAACUGUUAUCGCUUUGAGCUGGAAAGACUAAACUCGAAGUCAGCUCUCCUUAUCAAGUGCUGGUAACCGCGAGUGCCUGCAGUCGAGAUCCAUGAGAACCGCGACCGAUGUGCCAUUUUACGUGAGGAACGACGAUCUCCGCCACAACCUGGAGCUCUUCACCAUAGCCCAAAGGAUAAGGCUGGCGACUACAUGCGACUUCGACGUUAAAAUACCAGCAGCAUCACUACCACAAUGUAUGAAUAAACGUUCGGGUAACACACAUACAAUUCAAUAAUAUUUAUCUAUAUCAUAAAACACAAAAACCAUUUUUUUUAAUUUACGUAUUUUACAUAUUUUUCCAUUUAAUUAUGUAGAUUUUUAGUAGGUAUAAAUAUUCUGUUGAAAAUGAGAAAUUUCAAAGCAAGGACAGGCCUCCAAGGAAAAUGUUUCUACAUUUUGUAAUAUUACUUCUUCUGUCCCAGGGACUUUUUGGCGAAGUGAAGGUUUCGGAAGCUAUAGAUUGAGACAGCCGAAUAAUAGGUGGCAAAGAUGCCACUCCAGGCAUGGCUACUUACCAAAUUUCAAUUCGUGUUCGUAGUGGAAACCAAGAAUGGCACAGUUGCGGAGGGUCCAUUUUAAACGAAGAGUACGUGUUAACUGCAGCUCAUUGCAUUUAUGAGACAGACAUGAAAGAUAUGUCAAUAGUCGUUGGCACUCACACGAUUGAUAAAGGCGGCGACCGAUACAAGAUUAAGAAAUUGAUCCCUCAUGAGGAGUAUUCUGAUCCACUUGAUAUAGGCAUCAUACAGAUCGAAGGUAAAAUCAAAUACAGCGAUAAGAUUCAACCCAUUGAGUUAUUAAAAGAAAUGGCACCCGUUGGAAAGAAAUGUCUCUUGACUGGCUGGGGAUACACGGAUUAUGAUCGGAGUACUGUACCAAAUAAUCUUCAAAUGUUGGAGUUCGAAACAAUAAGCAAUGAUGACUGCACUAAACAAUUAAAACGCUCGCCUUACCCGGAUUUAGUGCCCGUAGACGCCGGACAACUCUGCGUUAAGCGUCCGAACAACAAAGGUGCAUGCCAUGGCGAUUCCGGUGGUCCUCUUGUCAUUCAGGACGAUAAGAACAAAACUCUUCAAAUAGGAGUCGUGUCCUGGGGAGUUUCCUGUGCCAAAGAAUAUCCUGAUGUAUUUGCUUCAGUCCAUGGUUACUACGAUUGGAUUCAGAACAAAAUGAAAUGAAUUAAAAAAUAAUUAAUAAUA
This is a messenger RNA of Pieris rapae (cabbage white), 2042 nucleotides long. RefSeq names its product chymotrypsin-1-like. The transcript is spliced from 5 exons. Gene Ontology annotation, biological process: proteolysis. Lineage: Eukaryota; Metazoa; Arthropoda; Insecta; Lepidoptera; Pieridae. The record is from RefSeq and is a predicted model, not a curated record. The coding region runs from base 1347 to 2021 and encodes 224 amino acids. Gene Ontology annotation, molecular function: serine-type endopeptidase activity.